Photinus pyralis (common eastern firefly) is the source of this 4371-nucleotide messenger RNA. RefSeq lists its product as uncharacterized. The record is from RefSeq and is a predicted model, not a curated record. The coding region runs from base 401 to 4009 and encodes 1202 amino acids. The transcript has 5 exons. Gene Ontology annotation, molecular function: protein binding; DNA binding. NCBI's taxonomy places the organism in Eukaryota, Metazoa, Arthropoda, Insecta, Coleoptera, Lampyridae.
UGACUGUAAAUUUCGUACUUCCCGCGCCUGCAAAAUGCUUGAAAGGUACGCGCGCGCUUUCGUUUCACGAUUGCUCAACUGCGUUGUGCUGCCAUCUUAAUAAAGCGGCUUUGUGUCGAUACCGUUGAGUUUAUCCCAAAAUUUGGGGAUUCUUAUACAAUCUCGUAUUAAUUUGGUUACCUUAAGAUAAACAAUCGUGCAUUACACCUUUUAGAUGUGAUUAAAUGUGAAUUAUAUCCGUUUUGAAAGCGAAGCAAGUCCCGAGGAAGCAAUGCGUAAACUGCAUGGUGUAAUUUGCAAUGACGCACAUUAAAUGAACGCUAUUGUAAUUUUAGGUCAUGUUAGAGCAUUUUUUUAGAAAAGAACUUGUGCUGUAAAGUUUAUUGUGUACGGUGUAAACAUGGAGUCGACCGAUACAAUCGUUAAAAGUCCCGGAAGGUUAAGAACCAAGUCUACCAGGCGAUCCACAAGCCCAAACGAAAGCAAUGUGAAUCUUAACGGAGAGGAUGAUACGGCCGAGCUUAAGAAGGCGUUGGAAGAUAAAGAAGAUGACAUCUUCGAUUCUUCAACAGAAGAGAGCCUUUCGGGGGAGCAGAAAAGCGAAGAAUUAGAUGAAAAAGCUAGACGUGAAUCCAAACCUGCGAAAGGAAGGAAGAGGAAAGCUAGCGAAAUGAAAUCAUCAGACGAAAAUAUGUCAGACGAGCCUCCUACUAAAGAUAAACCUGCACCAAGAGAAGACGAAGACAAAAUGGAAACGGCCCCCGAAGAAGAGGGGUCGAAAUCUGAUGACAAAAAUGUGUCCGAUACUACCUCAGAUAUGGGUAUGUCUCUCGAUAUGAAAUCGGAUACUCAUACGCUGGGAAAGGGCAAACGGGCUCGAGUCCCUAAUAAACGCUACAGCGAUUUCCCAUUAAAGUCAACGCGUCUGUCACAAUCAGAGCUAAUUGACGAAUUAGAGAAGAGACCGAAUUUAGAAAAUGGCGAAGCGAAAGACAGUACGGAUCACGACGUCAACCUCAACGUCGACUUAAAAGACGAUUUAUCAGAGAAGUCGAGCGUCGGUAGCCCCAGCAUCGCUUUAAAAACGAAUUCCAGUUUACGCGCUAAUCGCACCGGAAGCCCUUCGACGCCCACAAUGAAAAAAUCCAAGCCAACCGUCGAUUUAUCCAACCCGUGCUACUUAAAACCCUUUAAAUACGGCUGGAAGCGCGAGUUAGUAUACCGUGCCACAAGCGAUUUUAACACGAACAAACGAAACGGCGACAUCUAUUACUACACGCCGAACGGCAGAAAAGUGAGAUCGAUGCGCGAAGUCUCGGAAAAUUUAAAGAACAAGGAGCUGACUCUCGACGAUUUCACCUUUUUCAAGGAACCUCUCGGUAUCGACGAUCCUGAAAAGGAGAUUAUUCGGGACGCCAAGAUGAAGUCCGCAUCGUCCACACCACUGAUGGUGAAGAAGAGUACGCCAAAAGUGACGAGGACGCCGAAGGUGAUGAGUCCGAAGCCGGCCGCCGUCGCCGAAUCGCCAGUCGAUUCGUCUACCAAGGCAAAAUCUCCUCGAAGGGCAUCGUUUAAGGUAAAGUUGCCGUCGCGGGGCGGCGUCCAAAGCAAACCAAAGUUGGAGAAAAAGGCGUCUAAAAAUGAUUCCGACAUGGACAUUGGCACAUAUCCUCCUAAUUGGAGUUCGCCGGUUGCAAAAAAAGCAAAUAAAACGCCUACUAGUUUGAGCACUACGGAUAAGCCGUGUCGGCCAUGCUCCAUUCGCUGCCAAGGAGUAUCGGGGAUUAUUCCCACGCUACAAUGCCGCAUUUGCCUUUGUCUCUACCAUUAUGAGUGCGUCGGCCAGUCCCCACUAUCUGCAAUUCAAGGCUAUGUGUGCAAGAAUUGUCAGCUGGAACAAGACCCGAACACAGGCUGUACAUCUACAGUUGCACCUCCUCCUCCCCUCACUCCUAUCAAUGCCCUCAAAUCUGUACAUACCCAACCCACCACCUUACCUAAACUUCAACGAAUACCGCGCUCAAACGAAUCUGACACCGAUUUGAAACCAACUCCACAACCUGUGGAGGAACCACCCGAGUUUCCCCCAACUGAAUUACCACGUUUAACUCCGCGACCCACUCUUUUACCUAAGACAUCUACUUUCACCGCUACUUCUGAUAAAGUUACCAUACCCCCCUUGCAAAUAGAAAAAAACAAAAGCAUCGUAGGUUCAGUUACAACGUGGUUCCCCUCCAGUUCCACGAUUCAAGUGAAUGCCAGUAAUAACCCCACAUCGAUAUCUGAAAAUAUUUUAGUGGCCCAGCAACGUCCACAACACGUGGAAUUUUUGGGGACUAAACAAUUUUUAAUAAUUCCCAAGCAAAACAUUCUGGCAAUCUGUCCCACAUUUCCGACGAGCGCGACCGCUCUUACAAGAAAUAAACAGGUAGAUCACGAUGCUCAACUCAAAGUUGCGGCCGAGGGCUCGACGGAGGUCGCCAGCACCCCCGAUUCCGCCAGUUUAGGUCCUCCUGUUGAAGUUUCCUCGAUCAAAACCGAACCUGUGUCGCCCCUAAAAUCCUCCGAUCCCGCUCCCACCCCCGCUCAAGAGCCGAUGGAGGUACAAUCCUCUGAAUCUGAUCAGAUUCGAGACGAUUCUACUGCACAGAAGAGACCCGAGGAGAAUCCGGAUGAAGAUCAAGAAGCGAAGAAGAAGAAACAAAAGGUGAUCCCUACAUCACGUUCGGAAUCGGAGACAGAAGAUUUCAAAUUCAUGGAUAGCUACUUACAGAACGUCGCCUACGGUUACAACACACUACUUUACGUAUUCCAAUAUCUGAAAGUACAAGAUCUGCUGAGGGCAAGCUGCGUCUGCUCAAUGUGGAGAGAUAUCGCGAGUCAUUCCAUGCUUUGGAAAACCGUGCGUAUGAAAAAUUCGCAAAUUCACAAUUUCGGAGGUCUGGCUGACGCCCUCGAGAAGCACGGUACCGUCCAUCUAGACUUGCGGAAGAUGUUGCUGCCGAACACGAGCGGCGACGACAUCUGGCAGGAGUUCACGCGCGAAAUCGCCAAGGUUAGUUCGCUGAGAAAAAUCGAACUUUGUCGGUGUCCGGCCUUUGUCGUCGAACAGCUGCCGAUAACCAACCCAAAACUUCAAGUAAUAAAUUCGGUUACAAUCAAAUGCGAAACCAUGAGUCUCGCGCCGAUGGUCCACGUGAAGGAGUUGCAGGAAUUGCGUCUGAAAUCGACGGCCGGUUUCGCCCUCACUUCGGAUUUAACCGCACUUUCGGAUCUUACAUAUUUAAAACACUUAUCCUUGACAUCGAUUAAGGAAUUGAAUAAACUAAACAUUGACGUGAUCGCGGAUCUCAGAAACCUCGAGUCGUUGGAGUUGGGGGAGUGCACCGACUUUCCAAAGAAUUUCGGCAGUGAGAUACUGACCAGGCUUACGAAGUUGGAGAAGCUACGUCUGGAAAAGGGUCAAGGUAAUUGUUAUACUUUUGAAAUUUUGGAGGCCGUUAAAAACAUGGCCCACCUAUAUCAAUUGGAGCUUGUAAAUUUUGAUAUCAAACCUGGAUUCGACUUGGCGUUAGGCGCGUGUCCCAACAUUAAAAAGUUGCUUAUAAUACCAACGUACAUCUCUCAAAGCGCAACAACUAAUCAUAUGGUAUUGGGUGGUGUCCUAAGGUUACAAAGUACAUUGUCACAGUUUGUAUGGGGCGUCACGUUAGAGUUAUUACGAGUCACCGAAUUAUUCGUUGAUCAGUGCGAGGAAGACAAAGAGAAGAAGGAGAAACGACCGAUAGCUAAUGGAGACAGUAUACCCGUAUUGAAACCGGUUCCUUUGGCAAGGGAAGGAAUGGCUGCUGAAAUAUUACCCGCCCAGGAACCUCCACAAGUAGAAAUUUUGCCACUCCCCAAUCUGCAAAAGUUGCUCUUAUCGAGUCUGCCCACAACUCGAGUGAAGAUCUUAAAAAUACCUUUCCACGCUACCUGGAGACAGAGCAUACACGAUUCGGUGAACUAAGUAGCAUCUUAUUUUAAGUGUAGGUGUACUAUUAAUUUUAAACGUUUAUUUUAUUUUGACCAUUAGCUAACAAACUGUACGAGAAGUAUGAAAAGUGAAUGAUUUUUUUUCUUGAAAUGUAUAUUAUUGUUGACUUUGUACAAAGAAAAUGUCAUGUAUCACAUUUUCAAAUUAGAAAACUUGUCUCGAGAUCCAAAGUUUGAGUACUUGUUAUGUAAAUUGAUAAGAUUUCUACCUUGACAAUGUGUUUGUAGGGUAUUACAAACUACAGCGUAAGAUUUACAGUUUGGUUGUAUCUUCUAAAUUAUUGACUUUUCAAUAAAUUUUAUAAGUAAGCAAAUGGUGCCGGUGUCAUUAACUUA